Molecule: messenger RNA, 4994 nt
Organism: Carassius gibelio (silver crucian carp)
Lineage: Eukaryota; Metazoa; Chordata; Actinopteri; Cypriniformes; Cyprinidae
Product: ligand of Numb protein X 2
Exons: 10
Coding region: 2237-4366 (709 amino acids)
Molecular function (GO): protein binding; ubiquitin-protein transferase activity; metal ion binding
Source: RefSeq, a predicted model, not a curated record
UCAGUCCAACACAUGCACUAACUGCCCAGACCAGUUUUAUGAAUCGGUUCAGCUGGUUUGUUCAAAGGAGCCGACUCAAAGAAUCAUUCCUUCACGAGUCGGACAUCGCUACAAAACAGAUUCAGGGGUGUUUUGAAGUGCGGAUGCGGCUCGGUCAAGCUGCGGUGGAUGUGAUUGAGCUCCAUGAUUCUCCAGAGUUCACACCAUCCGAGGGGAACGCUAACAGGUAAUAUUAUUAAAAUACUCAUAUUUUAACCCGCUGAUCCUUUAUUACUAACGUUAAACGCAUUUAGUUAGAUGUCAUUGUCGCCUAUUGUACAGACAAUGCCAAAGACAGCGAGAGACAGAUAGUAAACGUUACAAUGAAAUUAAAAAAAAUAAAAUUAUGAGAUAUCGAUAUUUGAGUGUCAUAGAUCCAGACUGGAUGCACCUUAUUAACGACACAAUUCAUGCAGGUGGCAUCCACAGACAUUUUAAUUCAACAGAGAAAGCGUUGUUAUUUCUCCUCCCCCUCCCUCCAUUAAUUUAUUUUUGUUGCCUACCUGUUUGUGACUGUACAACCUUCUUUAAAAAAAAAAGUCAGUGUAUUGAUUUGGAAAAGCAAUGCGUGACGGGUGUCAAAAAUGGGGGUUUGUGAAUAGAUCUGGACUGCAGAAUGGAAACCUGUCAUUGCUUCUGAAAGCCGUUCGCUCAAAAAAUAAAGACUUUAGAGAUGUGCAUAUCAUUCAUGGAACAUGUCAGAUAUUGUUUGCUUCCUUUGUGGGUGUUUAAAGAUCAACCAUUAAUUGGAUUGUUUUGGUAUGUCAGUUCAGCUGAACAAACAUUUAAUUCUUCAUCCGCCAGGCAGCCAGAUAAACACGAAUGUGCCAUUUUACAAGUGAGAACAGUGACAAGCAGCUGAAGAUACAAGGAUACAACAAGUGAGUGGCCUUGAACAGCCCUUACAGUCAAUAUCUAAACACUCCCUUGUGAUUUAAACUCAUCAGAGAAUCAAGCAUAGAAUAGAAAUACCAAUGGCAGCUGCCCAAUGGCCAUUAAGCAUUAUAGUCUUAUGUAAUGAAGUCCCACAUCAUACUACGGUAUCAGUGGAUGAGGUUUAAGCACAAGCUGCUUCACUUAGAUCAGACCAUCCACAUUAAGACAUUUACAGUGUGCGUGAUGAGUGAGCAGCAUGGGUAUGUGUCUGAUGAAACGUUGACAGGGCUUUGUAGUGGGAACAGAGAAGCCUUGUGUCCUCAUGUUUUAUUCAUGUCCAGCUGCAAGAUAAAAACAGAGGCAGGUAGUCAUGGAGAUGCUGUCGCCAGACCAAGUGUGUGGCUGCUCAUGGACACACAGCUGUCAGAUACUGUGAAUACAGGAGAAAGGUUAUAGUUAUCGUUGGCCUAUUAGAAUGCCCCCUGCUGAUUGGUGGCCUCGAAAAGCCAAUUAUUAGAAGUCUAGUACAGGUGUUUUCCAUCUUUUCGAGGCUAUAGACCCUGAAUUUGAUCAUCCUCAUAUGAGGGAACCCCAUUUUAAAAUGGAAAAAGGCAGAUCUAUAUUUUUUAUAUAUAAAGGCCCAAUUUAUAAAGUAAAAAUGUGUGCAAUAUAUUAUUGGGAAAAUAUUUAGUUUUUAUUUCAUAGAACCUAAACAGGUUAGAUGGCAUAAAAAAGGUUGUGAGGGAUAGACUUAAAGUCUUUGUAAUGGCAUGCACUAUAUGAUCAUAACUCAAAACUUUCCAUUUCCGAUGACAAUUCAUUUGAAUAAACUUUACUUCUGUCCCUCACAGCAUCAUUUUUAUUCCUGUCAAAGAUUAAAUAUGGUGCAACCCUGACUAAGGUCUAUAAAAAAAUUUACACAGUACCUAUAUUUUUUGGCCUCUUCUCUGGCCCCCCAUUCUCACUUCACAUCAAAACCUCUUGACUCUGUGCUCCCUGCCUCAAUCCGAGAUAAUUCUCUCUCUGCAGGAUUGAAAGAUUGCUCCAGGCGAGAGAGCAAGAGAUUACACUGUCAGAUUAAUGUGCAGGAGUGAACCCACACUGCCCUGCAACAUAAUCUCAUCCUCACAACACAUGGCACACACAAACACGUUCUCUCAUUCAGAACAGUUACCUCACUUCUUCUCCUUCAGAGUGAUGUCACACCGUCUAGCAGGGGGUGGCCGUCCCCUGCCGGAGUCGCACAGCCUAUGACGUCCAUGGGGCAGACGCCCCCACAAUCAAGCCACUGAGUGUGUUUGUGUAGCCGAAGCUGAGCGUAAUGGACAUUCUGGGAGAGGGAGUGGACCCGGGCAUGGUGAGCGAAGCUCUUCUGGAGGCCCUGUGCUCAGAAUGUGGACAGAUUCACCGCGCCUGGGAGAACCAUCUUUAUAACUAUCGUUUGGAAGUGGAUGAUGAUUUGGUGUGCCACAUCUGCCUUCAGCCGUUAGUUCAGCCCCUGGAUACACCAUGUGGCCACACCUUCUGUGCACGCUGCCUGCGCAGCUUUCUACAGGAACGGGACUUUUGUCCGCUGGACCGCGCACAUCUGCAGCUGCAGGUCUGCCGGCGCUCCAGCAUUCUGGUGCACAAGCUGCUGGAUAAGUUGUCAGUCACCUGUCCGCUAAUGCCUUCCUGUUCCCUCAGCAUGCCACGCUGUGACCUGGAGGCACAUCUCAAACACAGGUGUCCUGGAACACACAGUCAGCGAACAAAGCUGGAGCGGACGCAGAUCGAAGGAGGCGAUGACAGGGUCACGGCGACCAACCUUCCCAGAUCCCCCCAGACUGAGAUGAAGGAGAGUACAGCAUCACCACCUGCUGGAUCCAACGCAUGCAACAAUGGUCCUACAUGGACAGAAGAGCCUGGUGUAGACAACCCUGCCUUUGAAGAAAGCACUGAAGAAGAAAGUGUCCAUGGUUUAGAGUGUGCUCCUCCACGCGUGAAGCGUCCUCUCAGCAACCCGUGCAUCCAUCUUCUCCGCACUGGCAGUUCGGCCUCUUCGGGAUGGGACUUUGUUGAAACUCUGCCUUUUUUCGCUGAAGAAGGUUGUGUGAAACUUCCAUCUCUACCUGAGGGAGAAAUCACAACUAUUGAGGUUCAUCGUGCAAACCCAUACAUAGAGCUGGGCAUAAGUAUUGUUGGUGGAAACGAGACCCCCCUGAUAAAUGUGGUAAUACAAGAGGUGUACCGUGACGGUGUUAUAGCACGAGAUGGACGGCUGCUGGCCGGUGACCAAAUACUUCAGGUGAACAACGUAGACAUUAGUAACGUGCCCCAUAGCUUUGCUCGUUCUACACUGUCCCGUCCCUGCGCCGCUCUUCAGUUGACGGUUCUGAGAGAGCGCCGCUGCUCUGCCAGGCCACCCGUGGCUACAGCUACACCCAAGGGCAGCCCUGCCAGCAUACGCAUCACCCUGCACAAGCAGGAAUCAUCAGAGCAGCUGGGGAUCAAGCUGGUGCGGCGUACAGAUGAAGCCGGUGUGUUUAUCCUGGACUUGCUUGAGGGAGGGUUAGCGUCUAAAGACGGACGACUUUGCAGCAACGACAGAGUGCUGGCCGUCAACGAGCAUGACCUGAGACACGGCACACCUGAGCAAGCAGCUCAGAUUAUACAGGCUAGUGGAGAAAGAGUUAAUCUGCUGAUUAGCCGGUCCAGCAAGCAGACCGUGGCUGUUCACAUAGGCUCCACCUUGACCAGGGACAUUUGGAGCCAUGAACACAUUCCGCCGCUUCCCUGCACUGCGACCCCAAGCCCUGUCCCAAGUCUGCACCUUGCCAGCUCUUCCACCCAGAGAGAUCUGUCCCAGUGUGUGACCUGUAAGGAGAAACACAUCACUGUGAAGAAGGAGCCGCAUGAGUCUCUGGGUAUGACUGUGGCAGGAGGACGGGGCAGCAAGAGCGGAGAGCUGCCCAUCUUUGUAACCAGCGUUCAGCCCCAUGGCUGCCUGUCACGUGAUGGACGGAUCAAACGUGGGGAUGUACUGUUGAGUAUUAAUGGUCAAGAUUUGACCUACCUGAGCCACAGUGAAGCAGUGGGCACUCUGAAGUCCAGCGCUGCAUGUUGUUCUGUCCAGCUGAAGGCACUAGAGGUCAACACAGUUGAAGAACCGGGUCUGGACGAAGAACUUCUCCCUCCUCAUGAAAACGAAUAUGACGCAAGCUGGUCUCCAUCAUGGGUCAUGUGGCUUGGACUUCCCAGCUACCUACACACCAGUCAUGAGAUCGUCCUCCGCAGAAGUCACCCUGGCAGCUGGGGUUUCAGCAUUGUUGGAGGUUAUGAGGAAAACCACAGCAACCAGGCUUUCUUUAUCAAGACUAUCGUCCUUGGAACACCCGCUUAUUACGACGGCCGUCUAAACGGACAAUCAUGUGACUGGCCACGUGAACAGCACAUUCCCAGGUUCAGAUGAUCACAGAACUCGCUCCUCCACUGUGAGAAAAUAAAAUCGCCAUCCGAAUCCAUACGUUUUAUUAUUGAGGUGAUAUGUAAAUGUAUUUUUACAGACGUCCAUAUGGGAAACAAUUAACGUCCGAAUCAGGCUAUAGAGAAAAAAAAUGAAUUUACAAUUUGCUAAAUGCAUCUUAAUGCUCUUAUUGUGAACAAUUUAUCAAUGCAUAUAUGUUUGCUUUAUUAUUUUUUGACCUCAUAAUUUCUCAUCAAGUUGUCAUAAUUCAAUCCCUUUAUUACAAUCAACGGCAACCUCGAAUUCAGCCGAUCGGGUCAGAUCUUAAUUCAGUAACCAACCAAUUCAGUGAGCUGGUGAUUCACUUAACCAAUUCAAAUUGACAGCUGAGAGUGAACAGUGAGUUCUUUUUACUGAUUCAUUUAAAUCAACCGUUGUGUUUUUUUUUAAUGACUGAUUCAUUAAAAACAUCAUUCUCUUCCACAUAAACAGGUGUUUGUUUUCCAUUCAGGUGUGGUGACAUGAUAGUGGCUGUAAACAGUCUGUCCACGGCUGGCAUGAGUCAUUCCGCUCUGGUGCCCAUGCUUAAGGAGCAGCGGAGCAGGGUAGCGCUCACCGUCGUGUCCUGGCCAGG